This is a messenger RNA of Malaya genurostris, 1075 nucleotides long. Its product is annotated as ribonuclease H2 subunit B. The transcript has 2 exons. The record is from RefSeq and is a predicted model, not a curated record. NCBI's taxonomy places the organism in Eukaryota, Metazoa, Arthropoda, Insecta, Diptera, Culicidae. Gene Ontology annotation, cellular component: ribonuclease H2 complex; nucleoplasm. Bases 106 to 948 code for a protein of 280 amino acids. Gene Ontology annotation, biological process: ribonucleotide metabolic process; RNA catabolic process.
AGCCUUUUCGCGGGAAUUUUCUGAAUUGUUGACAUACAUUACACGCAAAAUAAAAAAUAUUUGUUUCGCCGCAUUCCCAUUCCUGGACCAAUUUUAAUCCGAAUUAUGAGUUCAAAUAAAUACUUUUUUAUUGUGAAGGAUCGUGUGACCGAUGCCGCUGUAACAGAGGAUUUUUUACAAAUUGUUGAUUUUCGGAAUCCUGCGACGGGAAAACCGGCUAAGUACAUGCUGCGUGAGGAAAGCAUCGAGCUGUUCGAACUCAAUUGUUUUUCCGAGAACAAUAGGUCGUGGUUUAUCAAUGAAUCAGUAUGCUCAAAUGGUCAAAUAUAUUUGCCAAGUAGGAUUGACCCUUUAUUUCUGGUCCUACCGUACAUAGAAAAAAACUGCAGCAUCAAGUCUAUUCCCUUAGAGCAUGUAUUAAUUGAUGACGAAUUUCCGCAUACCGUGAAACUAAUUAAUUUUGUGUCCCGAGGAAAUCAGUUAACUUUGAUAGCCGACGAGAAGAACGUGGGUAACAUCCGAGCAUACCGCUACAAUGAAGAAAAAGUAUUAAAUUGGCUUCGAGAAAAGUGCGUAAUAUUAGAAAAGGCUUUAGGGAAAAGUGUAAAAUCUGCAUGUUCUUCCAAUUUCAUCAAAGAAGAAAAAGAAAACAGUUAUAAACAAAACGAAAUGCUCUCGUAUGCACACGGAAUCAUUUCGGAUUAUCUAAGCUUGGAGCUCAGUAAUAAGCUAGCUUCAGAAUUGGGUGUUCAGGAGGAAAAGUCUCACAAGCGUAAGUCCACUGUUGACGUAAGCAUUCAACAACUUAAGAAAAUAAAAAAAGAAGAAAGUAUUGAAACGACUCCUAUCAAAGCCGUGGCACCAACGAAGAAAGUCAGUGCCAAAUCUAAAGCUCUUGCAAAAGCAGCAUCCGGAACAAAAGGUAUAGCUAGUUUUUUCAAAAAAUAAUUUAGAUUUAUUAAUUAUUCUACAAUACAAAUUAUAUUUCUAAUUUAAAAAAAAAGUGUAUCAAUCGAAUCGACUUCCAACGUACAUGGUUAUUGAUGAUUAACUAACUAGAAGGGGCUGGUAUAUC